GGAAGGAAUCUCGCUUACUAAAACACUGAGGCACCACAAUGGCGGCGACAUAAGAGUGUGGGUGCGUAGGUGCGACGUGAUUGGCGCGCAGCGGCAAACUGACUUACUUUGAGUAUGAAUGUGUGUGUCGGGCUCGUCGUAACAAUGAAAGUGACUUACUUAGGGUGACUCAGUUUAUAGUUAGUGAUAUUCUUUCCGCCUUUAUGUCUACUUCCAUGCUUUGAAUAAAAUAACAUUCUGUUUUAUUCCCCUCUUCUCCCCCCAGUGGCAGUGGCGAUGACGUCAGAGCCGGACUCGUGUUCGGAAGAGGAGCCGGACAGCGAGAUGCUCAGCGACGACCCGAGUUUCCAGGACAGUGAUGACGAGAGACAGAUGCGGGCACAGUCGGACCUACCCCCCGGCCUGCCUCUCCGAGCGCCCCGCAAGUUGUUCUCCAACUGCCGCGAGCGCUGGCGCCAGCAGAACGUGAGUGGAGCCUUCGCCGAGCUCCGGAGACUCGUGCCCACGCACCCGCCCGACAAGAAGUUGUCUAAGAGCGAGAUAUUGAGGGUCGCCAUCAGAUACAUCGGUCUUCUAUGCGAGGUGCUCGAGUGGCAGAAAGCGCAUUCUAUCUCCACUAACAAAGAGAACAACUCCUUAGCAAUCAAAUGCGAAUCACCUCUUAGCCCAUCGCAGAACCUACGCAGGAAGUACAAACGACCUUAUUGCAAUGAUGAUGAAGGUCCAAAACCGAAAAUCUUUCUCGAAGGCGCUAACGACUUUCCGAAAUUCGGCAACGAGGAAAAUGAAGAUGGUUCGCUCUUCAGACGCUACCAAAGUCGAGUGGUCCAAAACAAAAUGGAGCACUAUAGGUUCCUCAGAAGCUCUUACUAUUUCCCAAGAUGGCGCCAUCCCCUGCCGUUAAAGAACUUGACAACUGACAGGAAUGGAAACAACUUGCUCAUGAUCGCUCCAGCGCAAAAUGGGACGAGCAAACCAGAUAAUGGGGUUGUGAAGUAUUGCAACGGAACUGCAGAUGUUGAUAAGUCUCUAGAUAAAGACAAGGGUGACAAUAAGGAUGGGAUGAACAAAAUGAUGUAGUUUAAGUCAAUAUUUUUUGCAAUACUAUAAUUA
Molecule: messenger RNA, 1113 nt
Organism: Plutella xylostella (diamondback moth)
Lineage: Eukaryota; Metazoa; Arthropoda; Insecta; Lepidoptera; Plutellidae
Biological process (GO): regulation of transcription by RNA polymerase II
Molecular function (GO): protein dimerization activity; DNA-binding transcription factor activity, RNA polymerase II-specific; RNA polymerase II cis-regulatory region sequence-specific DNA binding
Source: RefSeq, a predicted model, not a curated record